This is a messenger RNA of Calypte anna (Anna's hummingbird), 2253 nucleotides long. RefSeq names its product TruB pseudouridine synthase family member 1 (gene TRUB1). Gene Ontology annotation, biological process: tRNA modification; mRNA pseudouridine synthesis. NCBI's taxonomy places the organism in Eukaryota, Metazoa, Chordata, Aves, Apodiformes, Trochilidae. Bases 32 to 892 code for a protein of 286 amino acids. The record is from RefSeq and is a predicted model, not a curated record. The transcript is spliced from 8 exons. Gene Ontology annotation, molecular function: pseudouridine synthase activity; RNA binding. Gene Ontology annotation, cellular component: mitochondrion.
GCGGGCGGCGGUGGCGGGGCUUGCCGGGAGCAUGGCUGCCAGGGAGGCGGGCGGCAUGGUGCUGGGCAAGUCAGCCGAGAAACUCUUCUCUCUGAGCGGACUCUUCGCCGUCUACAAGCCCAAGGGACCCACCUCGGCCGGCGUGCUCAACCUCCUGAAGGAGAAGCUGCUGGCAGAAGCUGGUGUGCAAACUAAUGGGAAGACAAGAAGCCAGGUUUUGAAAAUUGGACAUGGUGGAACAUUGGACAGUGCAGCAGAAGGAGUUCUGGUGGUUGGUAUUGGAAAAGGAACAAAAAUGCUGAGGACUAUGUUGGCAGGUUCCAAGAAGUACACUGCCAUUGGUCUACUGGGCAAAGCUACUGAUACAUUAGAUGCUACAGGAAAAGUAACUGAAGAAAAGCCUUAUGACCAGAUAACAAAGGGAGAUCUUGAAAAUGUGCUGCAGAAGUUUAUAGGGGAGAUAAUGCAGGUUCCUCCACUUUAUUCUGCUUUGAAGAAGGAUGGAGAAAGACUGUCAACUCUUAUGAAGAGAGGAGAAGCAGUAGAAGCCAAGCCUGCUCGACCAGUAAGAGUAUACAGCCUCUCCCUCCAGCAGUUCCAGCCACCACUGUUCACACUGGAUGUUGAAUGCAGUGGUGGCUUUUAUGUCAGGAGCCUGGUCAGUGACAUUGGCAAAGAACUCUCUACCUGUGCCAUGAUGCAAGAACUGACCCGAACCAAACAGGGGCCAUUUACACUAGAGGAACAUGCCCUGUAUGAAGACAAAUGGACAAUUGAUGAAAUUGCACGAUCCUUGGAGCAUUGCAUGUCUCUUCUCUCAGAAGAGCCAUCUCAUAAAAAAUUGAAGACAGGGCAUCCUGGUGAAACUGCUGUGAGCUGUGAAGAUAAGUGAUAAGUUGGGUCAAGGAGAAAGACUGAAUAAUUGAGACAUUUUAAGACUGGAUAGGGAUUGUCUUGCCUCCUGUGUGAAUUUUCACAUCUGUACUGGGAGAGUGAAGAACUGCAGUGCAAGAAAAAAGGGUUCUUUUGUUUUCUGGGGCUAGAACAUGCACUGAAAAUAUCCAAUGCUUGCUAUUUCCUGACCUGUUUAUUUUCCCUCUUGAAUACAAUAAAUGGGUCUGCUGCUGAUGUGAAAUCCUCAAACUUUUAAAGAACUUGUGAGGUGAAAAUAAGCCAUCGCUGCUAAUUCCUCGAUAGAAAAUUAUAAACGUUAGGUUUUGAUACAUGUGCUCAAAGAAACAAAUUAUUUUUUUUUCUUUCUUUAUAGCUGGUAAUCAAAGCCUGAAAUACCAUGGUGACAGGACUGUCAGAGAUUGAACACUACAAGAGUGUGGUGUGGCAACUCUCUUUUAUAAUCCAUUUCAGGAUAUGUCCAUUUUACUGUAGUUUCUCCUGUGUGAAUUGCUCUUUCAAUCAAAUGUUAUCCAGAAUGAAUUAAAUAUCUAUGCUAAUAAUUUACAUUAAAUUUAAAGUAAAAGUGUGAGUGAAUAGAAAGUAUAAACAAUACCCAAAAAUAGCAGUUUGAUAACAAAUGCUCUGAAGAGUACAGUUGUCAUUACAGGUGAACAUCUUUUUCUGGUACAAUGUCACAGUUGGUGACCAUCCCUAAUGUAAAAUAAAGUUAACUGUUCUGCCUUUCAUAGGGCUUAUGGACUUUACUUUUGCCAUCUGUGUGUUGCUUGAUCUGUCUCCUAUGACUGAUGAGCUUGUGGGCUUUGAUUUGGUCCUGAUGAGAAGUUACGUGGGCAUCAGAGGGAUCCACCAUCAAGGAUCCUUGCUGAAACUAUUUGAAUUGACUGGGGCAGUGAGGACAUGUUCCCCAGUUCAUGUAGUCAGCAGAAUGUGAUUACACUGAUAGUUUCUCACCACUGCUUCCCAUGGGAUUUCCAAAAUGACUGAAAGACAGUGUGCUAAAAAUCCCUGUCUGUUUCUGUGAGUGUAAUGAACUGUCCUAAGAUGACUUCUAGAUGUGUUCCCCCCUGCAAGUUAGUAGCAGCUUUUUUCAUCUUGUCAUAAUGAGGACUGUGAGGUGUAGUUUAAACAUUCUUCUCUGAGAGUUCUGAGACUUCUGAGAGAAAGUCCUGUUUUUGAAAUUGUCACUGAAAUGUCACCUAAGAGAAAUGGACUGGCUGCUCUUACAGUUUUAUGCUGCUGCUGGCCAAGUGGCCUGCUGUGGCUUUGUACAACUUCUGCACCUUUGGGCUUUGGUUCUGCAGUACAAGACCUUGAUUCUUUCUCUAAGUGAUUGGAUGC